AUGGAUAGAAAAUCUGCUAGAAUAAAAGCAGAGUUAGAAAGAUAUGGUUGGAAAGUUUCGAAGAAGUUUAAAUAUAGGAAGGGAAGACCCAUAAAAGUCUAUGACAAACUGUCUGGUCUUCGCUAUGAAAUGGACUUGGAAACAGCACGCGCAAACUAUCCAAACAGAUUAGAGAGGUUAGAAGAAGAACGUCUUAUGGACAUGCCUUUCGAUGUUAGUGAACCUCAAGUUGAAGGACACGACGGCUUUGCCAGAUUCUACUGGAAACAUGACGAACAAUUGCAUCCUUUGAGAAGGAAAAAAGGAAAAGGUGAAGACGCACAUGCUCCCAUGGAAAGAACAAGAUAUGCAUAUGAAAAGUACCGUGAAGUUAGAAGUCAAAUUACAUCUGGUCGAACCUUUACAGUAAACUUUGACGAAGGAAAGAACAAAGAAGGCUUCAUGGGAGUACUUGCUGCAAUUCAAGAUGGAAAUAAGAAAGGAUACAAUCUCAGAUUGACCAUAACAGAUUUGGAUGGUCACAUUUACUAUGCACAUGGCAAUGUCACAACAGCUGCAAUGCUUCUUGACGCUUUCAAGACUACAAAGAGAGAACAAAUGGUUGACUCCGACUCAGACAUUUUGAAUGCAAUUGAAGGAAUUGCAAGUGUAAAAUUUGAAUGGUACCAACCGAACCCUCAAGCAGUCAGACAACAUGCUGGAUACUUCCCGUUCAUAAAUAAGUCUGACAUUGACUUGACAAGGUAUGGAAUUUACAAUUCAAUUGAAACAAUUGUCAAUGAACCUUGCAUUCUUACAUGUCUCAGGAACUCUGGUCUUGUUACAGAUGAGAAGAUGAAGUAUCUUGAGUCAUGCGUGAAGACAAG
Trichomonas vaginalis G3 is the source of this 866-nucleotide messenger RNA. RefSeq lists its product as uncharacterized. Lineage: Eukaryota; Parabasalia; Trichomonadida; Trichomonadidae. The transcript has a single exon. The annotation marks the transcript as partial. The record is from RefSeq and is a predicted model, not a curated record.